Plasmodium gonderi is the source of this 786-nucleotide messenger RNA. Its product is annotated as variable surface protein. Lineage: Eukaryota; Apicomplexa; Aconoidasida; Haemosporida; Plasmodiidae. The coding region runs from base 1 to 786 and encodes 261 amino acids. The record is from RefSeq and is a predicted model, not a curated record. The transcript is spliced from 3 exons.
AUGGAAGGAGAGGCUUAUGGAUUUAUAAAAGAUUUUUUUAAAUAUGAAGAAAUUAUGGAUCAGUGCAUAGAAAUCGCAGAUUCUCAACGCAUUGAUAGGUGUGAUGAAUUGACAAUAGAAAAUUUUGAUAAAUUUGUGUUUGACGUUAAGAGCAAAUGCCCCCAAGUCAUUUUAUAUUUACAAAAAAUAUAUGAAAAUAAUAAUAUGUCUAGUGUAGGAUGCAAAUUCUUGUAUUAUUGGGUAUAUAACUAUCUUCUACAGAAAAAGCAAAUUAAUAAAAUCAGAACGAUUUAUCUUACUUUUUUGAGUACAUAUAGUGUGACUUAUUCAAAUCACAAUUUAACUGAUGCUCGUAAGAUAUCUAUUAAAGAAGUAGAUUUACCAAAAGUUACAGCAUUAUAUGAUAUGUAUAAAAAUCUUAAAACUAUCAAGCAAAAUUGUAAACCAAAUAAAAGCGAAGAAUAUUGUAGUUUAGUAAAGGAAAUUAUUAAUCAAUAUAAUAUGCAGUUGCAAAAAGAAGAUAUUGAAAUUAGUGCAACACACGUAUUACCCCAUUAUCACAGCAAUAUUAAAGCUCCUAUUUUAACAACAAUUACAGUAAUAUUAAUGAUAACGUUUUUUAUAUUUAUUGCUAAUAAGAUCUCUCCACAUGUACCAUUUUUGCACCAUGGAAUAAAGAGAAUAAAAAAUAAAUUAAAAAAUACAGUUAUAGAAUGGAAUAUGUUACAAUCACAAGGUUUACGCAACAGUUUUUUAAACACUGACAGAUACAGUGUAUUUAUAUAA